ACUGUCAAAUGCUGAGAUCGUUCCUUUGCUUCUCUGAUAUUUGCAGAGAUUAGAGGUGGACGUUUUUGUAGUGCUUUUUGUGUGAAACGUUCACUCGCGAGGAAUGAAAAUUGAUAAAUACGUCGAAGAAGUGAUAAAAGAUAUUGAAUGACAACACCGAGUGAUUUUUACACCAAAGUAUUUUUACAAAACCAAGAUUCCACCUAAAAGUCUAAUCCGGCCCAAAGGGUGGCUACCGAAGGGUUAUAAAGAGAACGAAGCUCGCAUUCUUCCAUUGGACAACAGUUUCAUACCGUACAACUGGAGAAUAUUCUUGAACGGUGAACCACCCUGGCACUGCUAGCUCCCUGCUAAGCAGUGAUUAAAAUUUAAACUAUAAAACACAUUAAUCCUGAGUGACUCUGAGCAAGGGUUGCCUCCUUGCUUAUCACUAGUAAUUAUAUUUGAUAAGAAAAAUCCCUAAUUGAAAACUAAAAUCAUGAAACUCAUAUCGAACACCUUUGUCCAAUCCCUGGACUCAGGCGCUGAUAUUUUGACCAUUUUGGAUAAUCUGAGAGGUCGCCUUGAUGAUAAUGAUUCAUUUUUCGUCUGCAAACUUCCUGAAAUCAUCGAUAAAUGCCUUUUGUGGAGGUCGAUGUUUCCACGCGUGAAACCAUAUUAUGGUGUAAACGCAAACAGUAGCUGCAUUGUUAUGGAGACUCUCGCGGCUUUGGGCGUUGGAUUCGACUGUACCACCAAGAAGAAUCUCGUUCAAGCUUUGGGUGCAGUGCCUGCAAACUCCAUCUAUCUGUCCAGUAGGCUACAAACUGAGGGCUUGCUUAAGUAUGCUGCAGGAGCGGAAAUUGCCUUGCUUUGCUUCGAUAACAAGUCUGAACUGGAGAAGUUGAAGAAAUGUUAUCCGGACGCCAAUUUGCUCAUCGUCGUGAAAACUUCAUCGGAUGAGAAAUACAGUUUCGACUUCGGCUGCGAUGCGAACGCCGGUUAUUACGACCUGCUGAAAAUGGCCCGUUCCCUGAACAUGAACGUGGUCGGGAUCCAGUUCGACAUCGAGCCGAAGGGCCAUCAUCAGCCCUACUCCAAGGCCAUUCAGCUGGCCAAGGAACUGUUUGACGUCGGCUCCAAGCUCGGCUUCAAUCUCAAUCUGCUGAGUUUGGGUUCCGGAUUCCCAAUCGAUGCAUUAAACGAGACUGCAGAGGAAAUAAAUACCGCUCUGGACGAUCAUUUUCCCGGUGACGCCCUGACCGUAAUCGCCAAUCCGGCGCAAUUUUUCGUCGAAUCUGCGUACACUCUAACGUGUCAGGUCGAGUACGUUCGUGAAGUUGAACGAGAAGACGCCGAGACUGGAACCACCUACACACACUACGAGUAUUACAUCAACGAUGGCGUUUUUGGUAGUUUCAACAGCGUUCUAUGUGACAAGCAGAAUUUCAACCUGCAACCUCUAAAUAAGUAUCCGAAGUCCAAAACCUUCUCAAGCAGCAUCUGGGGCCCGACUUGUACCAACUUGGAUCAGAUCGUCGAGGAGGUUUCGUUGCCCGCGAUGAAUGUCGGGGACGCCAUCAUCUUCAACAACAUGGGCUUCUACACGGCCAGCGCUCAUAGUGGUUUCCCGCUCAAGAAGGUCUACAUCGUUUCUGACGAUGAAGUCUGGUUGAGAGAAAGCGGAGAACAACAUGACACGAAAGAGGUGUACUUUGUCAUGGGGAACCAAACAGAGCUGAUGAAAGCCCAGAAGAGGAAACAAGAUCCGACAGAACGCCCAGAUACGGAAGCUACAGUUGAUGGUUCAGAAAUUAUCCAGGUUGAAUAUGACGGAAUACAAUGACAUAUUUUUUUUGCAAUUUUAUCUAAUUUCUUACUUUCUUUCAUCAAAUACGCGUUUUUGAACCAUAAUAUGACGAAAAUUAUAUUUGUGUAAAGGGAAAUUUCCAUGUGGAAGAAAAAAGUACCAAAUGAACGUUAUCAGGAAUGGAAAUUUCUCAUAAACUAAAUGUUAUAGUUAUUAACUACAAUUCUCUCCAUAUAAUGUGUCCAUUAGUUAUAGUAUCUGGUUAUAGAAAAAUUAAGUUUGAUAAUUGACUUCAUUAAUUCCAACUUUUCAGAAAUUAGUUUUUUUAAUAUCAUCAUUGCUUUCUGCAAAGCAUCGUUUUUAAUUUUCUCAUUUUAUUCAUGAUCGAUUAGGAUUUUAGGGAUUUUCUCGAUAAUAUAAUUAAGAUAGGUAUUUGAACUGUAUAACGUUAAGAGAUUUGAGUUUGUUCAGAUGAAUUCACACUCAAAUUUUCGAUGUUUAACUUUUUUGAAUAUUUGUGUAAGCAAGGGGGCAGCUUUAUGCUUAUCCUCAAAAUAAAAUUAACGUUGAAAUUAAUAUAUUUGUAAUUUAGAUUGAAAAAAAAAAUAUAUGUAUUAUGCUUAAAAUUGUAUAGGAAAGAGUAAUACAUGUAUUGUGGUUA
Coccinella septempunctata (seven-spotted ladybird) is the source of this 2450-nucleotide messenger RNA. RefSeq names its product ornithine decarboxylase 1-like. The transcript has 8 exons. Gene Ontology annotation, cellular component: cytoplasm. Gene Ontology annotation, molecular function: ornithine decarboxylase activity. NCBI's taxonomy places the organism in Eukaryota, Metazoa, Arthropoda, Insecta, Coleoptera, Coccinellidae. The record is from RefSeq and is a predicted model, not a curated record. Bases 479 to 1825 code for a protein of 448 amino acids.